GGUUCUAAAAUGGCUACCCAGAAGGAGCAUACAGGACUGACAGGUGGCCAGGAGUGUAUUUUGGAACCACUGUGCUUUCCCGAGCACCAGGGGGCUAGCAAUAGCUUAGCUUUCCCAGGUGAAGGUUGCCGGGUGUUCUGUGUACUGUGCUCCCACUCGCUUCCUCUCUCGGAUAAGGAUCUGCUCCUGAAACAUCUGGUGCUGGAGCACAAGCUGGUCAUCGCAGAUGUCAAACUCAUUGCUGACUUCUCAAAGUACAUGCUUUACUGGAAGAAAAGGUUUACAGAGCAGCCCAUCACAGACUUUUGCAGCGUUAUCAAGACUAACUCGGAGGGACCUGCUGAGUUGCAGGAGAACUACUUCCUCCUGUGUGAUGCUCUACCAGAGGACCGCAUCCUUCGAGAGCAGCUCCAGCAGAAACGACUGGAGGAUGUUCUUGAACAGCAACAGAAGGAAAGAGAUGACACAAGAUUUCAGCGUACCUGCAUGUUCUGUAAUGAAGUAUUUACUGGAAACAGGUCUGGUCUGCUCAAUCACAUGGCCCGGGAGCACUCGUUCAGCAUCGGCCUGCCCGACAACAUCGUCUACUGCACCGAGUUCCUUGAUACACUGGAGCAGAAACUGGACAAUCUGCAGUGUCUCUACUGUGAGAAGAUAUUUCGAGACAAGACGACCUUGAAAGAUCACAUGAGAAAGAAGCAACACAGAAGGCUUAAUGCCAAAAAUUGUGACUACGAUCGCUUCUAUGUCAUUAAUUACUUGGAGUUGGGGAAGACCUGGGAAGAGGUGCAGUCUGAGGAUGACAGGGAGCUGUUAGAGGAGGAGGAGGAGUACGACUGGUCCGACUGGCAGGCUCGCCCGCUGUGUGCUGUGUGUCUGUUCUGCGAGCAGCAAGAGGAGACAAUGGAGAAGAUCUACACACACAUGCAGGAAGCUCAUCAGUUUGACUUCCAUAAAUUGAAGACAAAUCUUUGCCUGAGGUUCUAUCAGCAGCUCAAACUUGUGAACUACAUUCGCCGUGAACUCCACCACUGUCGUUGCUAUGGUUGCCAGAGGACUUUGGACACCAAAGAGGAAGUGCUGCAGCAUAUGAUGGAGGAGGGCCAUGUGAUGCAGCUUCCAGAAUUGUCCCACUGGGACCAACCGCAGUACUAUUUCCCCACAUACGAGAACGACGCCCUGCUCACAGCCCUGUCGGACAGCGAGAGUGACCCCGAGGAGGUGGCCCGCAGUGCCGAGGUGCCUGUCUACUCCGAGGAUGUCUCCUCUUUGAGGGCCUUAAAGCAGACCAGUGUGCUGAACACACUACUCAAGUAGUGCCACGGCUCCAACUGAGCUUCACCGUGGUGGAGCGGGAAGUCACUCAUCACCUGUGCACCGGAAGUGAGGGAGCUUCAUCACACAAACUGAUGUCAUCAGUAUGAUCAAGCUCUCCAUGAAGUGAAGCAUGUCUCCAUGAAGUGAAUAAUUUAUCAGGAAAUACAUUAAACUAUACAUGGCCAAGAGGCCCCAGGACUAGAGUUGAGAAACAUGGAAUUAAACAUUAGUGCAUCAGGUUGAUCAUGCAUUUGAGGCAUUCAUAGUGAUCAUAUAUUUUAGCACAUGCAAAAAGGCUGGCUCACUUCUUACAUCUCUCUGGGGCUUCUUUGAGUUGGUAAUUGUCUUCAGGAGAAUGUCUGUGUUUUUGUUUUUUCUUCUUUGGUGUAUUGAAACCUAUUUCCAUGAUAUUUAAGAUGUCUUCACCAUAUUUGUUUACCACCUAGUCUGGCCCCGUAAGUCACUCACCUCAAAUUCAGAUCUCAAAGGCCUGAGUAUUGCUAUAUUGAACAUACAAUUAUAGGAUUAAUUACAGAGUAUAAAUAAACAUUGUGUAGCAGAUUAAAAUGGUAUGUUAUAA
This is a messenger RNA of Electrophorus electricus (electric eel), 1897 nucleotides long. The record is from RefSeq and is a predicted model, not a curated record. NCBI's taxonomy places the organism in Eukaryota, Metazoa, Chordata, Actinopteri, Gymnotiformes, Gymnotidae.